This is a messenger RNA of Dichomitus squalens LYAD-421 SS1, 2216 nucleotides long. RefSeq lists its product as uncharacterized. The transcript is spliced from 4 exons. Lineage: Eukaryota; Fungi; Basidiomycota; Agaricomycetes; Polyporales; Polyporaceae. The record is from RefSeq and is a predicted model, not a curated record. Bases 156 to 2075 code for a protein of 639 amino acids.
GCUCUCCAUCUCAACCAGCACCUCGAGCCCUCAUUUCGCACUGGCAUGCGAAUUCUCAAUCUACUUGACUACUCAUAACCUUGGCGACUAGGUGGAUUCACCUUCAAGGUCCACAUCUCGGCAUUGGGCGUGUAACGCAAUAGCCAUCUACCGUGAUGUCCUUCAAUGCGGGCCCGUCCCGCCUUCCGAUACCACGCAACCUCACAGGCAGCAGACCUGGACUCAUCGAUCCUACACAGCCAGCGCGCAUCCUGCGCGAGAAGGGCUCAACGCUCUUGUUCGCGUCCUUCGAUCCCCUCGCAGCCACUGGUGUACCCCGCUCGCGCAAACCACGCGCUCCCGAUUUUGAGACGCCUCCGAAGCGUAUCGUGAUUGAAACGCCACCGUUGGGAUCCGCCAGGGGUUCAAGAUGGCGAUUCGUGCCCCGCGCGCGUCGCGCUCAUGGGGUGGAGAACGAGGGAGUGUGGCCGAGGAAGGUUAUCCUAUGCGACGAACCUGUGGUUCUCUCAGAGGACCAAUGGGACAUAUACAAGCUUGAUCCCGCCUACGACUGCUACAUCCCCGCACCUCCUGCGCUCACGAUGAUCCGCCGCAAGGACCCUCACGAGGCUCAUGUGCACACGCACUCUCAUGCGGGCGUUCCGUCUGGCAAUUCUAGGAAGCGCCGUCGAUCGACCCCAGGUGAUGUCGACGAACAACCACCCGGGCUCUCUAAGCGCUUCCGCGCUGUCGUCUCCCUGGUCACUGAUGAAGAAGGGACUGAGAUUGAGGAUAUCUCACAGUCUGAUGAGGAAGAAGACGAGGUCGAGGAUAUCGUUGUCGAAGAGUUUCCGUAUAAAGUUCCAAAGAGGGCAGACCGACGGCAGCAGCGUCGCAAGGAGCGCGAAGAGAAGACGAGGGAACGACGCGAGAAGCUGAAGGCGAAGAUGAACUCGUCUUCACAACACAAUCGCCCGACCACACCCGAGAUUGUCGACCUCACUAUGGAAGACAACACUCCUCCCGACCUGUCGCCGCCACCCAACGGUACCGGCCCAUAUGCUACGAAGCGUAAAGUUUUCUCGGGUCCCGACUCACCAGAACAAACCUCCCCCAACCACGAAACGCAGUACAAGUCGAACAAACGCGCACGAACGCAGUCUCCUGAAAAUUCACACAACGUGCCCAACAGAAAGCCAUCCGAACGAGAACGGAGGAGGAGGGCACAGAAUCAACAGACCUCACAAGAGUACCGGAAUGGUCACAGAGAACCCAUCUGGGCCGGCAUCUUCGCUCAGAGUCCAUGGGCCACUCCCCCUUCUUCGCAAACGUCUCAAGCUCCACCAUCGACCGACGAUGCUCAUAACACCGAGGAAGCUGCCCCGGAGUCCGAGCCUAUAGACGAGGAUGCUGAACGCCGGGCAGCUAUCGAAGAGUCCCGGCGCAAGCUUGCGGAACUCGAGAAGGACAGGCCGCUCUGGGAGCAAGAAGCCUGCAAGCGCGAACAGCAGCAGCGAGCGGAAGAGCAGGCCCGCCGUGCUCGAGAAGAAGCCGAGCGCCGCCGAGCCGCCGAGGCAGCAGCUCGCGAGGAGCAGCGGCGCCGCCAUGCAGCAGCCGCUGCAGCACAAGCAGAAGAGCGUGCGCAAGCCGAGCGGAUCCGCGCUGAACGCGAGCGCGAAGAGCGCAGACGUCGUGAGCGUGAGCGGUGGUCGUACGGUCCCUGGACCGCUACCCGCGCAAUUGAGCGGUAUAAGGUGCUCUGCGAGGCCUUCGACGCCGCGAAAUUCACCAAGGAGAACCCGGUCGAGUUCGAGACAGUGCCUUGGCCCGUGCUGCAUUCGCCGGUGACGCUGCGAGUGGAGGACAUCGACUGGGCGUCGGUGGAGGCGUUCUUCGAGGCCGCGCGGCGUCACUUGCGUGCUCAGGACUACAAGGUUUUCGUCGAAAAGAGCCACAAGCGGUUCCAUCCUGACCGGUGGCGGGCGCGUGGCGUGCUCAAGAGCCUCGAGGACGAAGAGCUUCGCGGGAACCUAGAGGUCGCGGCCAAUACCGUCGCUCAGGCACUCACGCCGAUAUGGAGGGAGAUGAGAGGCUGACGGCUUGGUUGCCGAUGUUGAUUUAUGGAAGCUUCGUGGCAAGUAUGACGGACGGUCGCGGUCUCAAAAUAUGUAUCAGCUGAGCAUUGUAUUUCUGGAUCAUACCCCUUCAUAAUGUGGAGAGACACCUUCGCGAAUCAC